AUGGCGUACGCGCCUUCCGCCCCCGCCUUCGCCGCCGUCAAGGCCGCGGUCCUCCCCAUCCCACCGGUCCAGCCGGCGUCCGCCGUGGCAGUAGUGGCGCGGCGCGCGCCGGUGCCGGCCGCCCUGGGCGGGCGUGGCGCUGCGCUGGUGGCGUCCGCCGCGCUGGAUCAUGACCUGCGCCCGGCCAUCGACGAGUACCCCGAGGGCAUCCUGUCCGGGGAGUGGCCCGGCAACUUCUCCCUCCUCAGCUACGCCGACCUCCGCGCCUACCUCGAGUCCCAGAUCGUCACCUCCGACCAGAUGAGCCCGGCGGCAAAGCUCGGGGACGUGAUGUCGCGCCCCGUGCAGGUGGCCACGCCGGGGCAGCGGCUCGCGGAGGUCGAUGCCUUCUUCGCCGCGCAGCAGUUCUCCGGCCUGCCCGUGGUCGACGAGGACGGCAGGUGCGUUGGGGUGAUCUCCAAGAAGGACAAGGCCAAGGCGCCCAAUGGGAUGGAGUCAACUGUAGGUGAAGUCAUGUCAUCUCCUGCGAUAACCCUGACACCCCAGAAGACGGUCUUGGAGGCUGCAGCACUAAUGCUUAAGGAAAAGGUUCACAGGAUACCGGUUGUGAAUGAACAGCAGCAAGUGAUCGCUCUUCCAAGUCCCAGGCACAAGCUGCCUAGCUCCGUUCUGCCAAGAAACGCCUCCUGCUCUCCUCCCUCCUCCAUCAUCCUCGCCAUGGCUCUUGAGUCUGUUCCUACCUAUCUCAGUGAUUUGGGAUCCCACCAGGCUGCCAGAGCCCAGCAGCAAAGAAUCAGGAAAGAUGAGCGCAUCUGGACCUCAGACACAUAUGCACCCUACGACGAUGGACACCAGUGGAGGAAGUACGGCGAGAAGAAGCUCUCCAACUCCAACUUCCCAAGGUUCUAUUACAGAUGCACCUACAAGAACGACAUGAAGUGCCCGGCUACAAAGCACGUCCAACAGAAGGACACAAGCGAUCCACCGUUGUUCUCUGUCACUUACUUCAACCAUCACACCUGCAGCAUCAUCUCAAAUCCCAUAGGAAGCACGAGAGAUAUUGCCGCGCAAUCGGCCUCGAGUAAAGCGGUGUCGAUCUGCUUCAGCCCCCAUUCUUUCAGAGAUGAGCCGCAUCAGUCACCGAUUACACAUUCUUUCAGAGGCAACCAACAGCCGGCUGAGAGGAGCGCCUACGCAGCAAACCGGUUUCAGUGGACCACCGCAUCGUCUCCGUCUCCUAACAGUAACGACAGUUCGGUUAAGAUGGAGAUUAACACUUUUUCAGGGGCAAACGCUUCGUCCAGCUCCAGCAGCAUGGGUUCUCUGCCGAGGACGAGGACGUUGCUACCGAUCGGUCAGUCCAGAUGCAUCGAGUACUUCCAUUUCUUGUGA
Messenger RNA from Miscanthus lutarioriparius, 1392 nucleotides. Lineage: Eukaryota; Viridiplantae; Streptophyta; Magnoliopsida; Poales; Poaceae. The record is from the annotation of a GenBank genome assembly.